UGUGCUGCAUUUGAAUAAUAUACUUUCGUUAUGUUCUUUUUGUGUGUAUAAAUAUUUGUACAGAACCUUCAUAGAACACUAUUAUGUACAUGUGAAUUGUUCUGUGCAUGGACAAUUCUUAUAGGCAGUUGCACUGACUUGUACAUACACAAUUUUAUUUAAGUAAUCAAAAGUGCUAUUAUAUUAACUGAAAUGAGAUGAGUCCAUGUUGAAUCAUGAGUAACAUUAGUCUGGGUGGAAAUCACGGCCACAGUAUCAACUUUGAUGGAGCCAGCCUUCAGAAUCAACAGGAGGAUGAAUAUCGUAAAGAGGAGGAGCAGCAGCAGAAUGAGCUUCGUGCCCUGCUCUCCAAUGCAUUUGACGACCUGAUAGACGAUGAUGAUAUCCUCUCCAUCACCUCAGACGAUGGUACUGACUCCAGGAAUGUCAGCCUUGUGCGGCGCCAUAGCAGCGACAGUCUCGGGCGGCCAUCUAGUGUAAAUAACAGAAUUGAAGAACACCCAGAAACAGAUUGGCUUCAGAAGAACCCGGAUUCUCAUCCUAUACGCUCUAAAGACCAAAAUGGAUUAAAUCAUCAACAGUAUGGCCAGCUAGGCAGAUUGUCACAGACGCAGGAACUUCCCAGAGGUCGGGUGAACCAACUACGAUCCAGCGCCGAAAGUUUGCCCACUUUUGCUUCUUCCAAGGAGAGUCGAAUCGGCAAAGGUCAAGGUCACAUUCCUGAAAAUAACCUUGACCAGCAGAGCAACCCAAGUCGUCAUGGUAGCAGGGACGAUUUAGACAGUGAUUACCAGAGUUCUGUGGAAAUUAAUCAGAAUAGUGUGGAUUUCCAUGGAAAUGUGUAUCCGUUGCCUGGCAACCAGUUUCAAGGUCAGUUGAGCAGGCAGGCUUCUCAAAGUGAUUUACUUAGUGACCAUUCGUUGUCGGACAGAGAAAAUGUGCUGCGGAGGAGUAUUGAAGACUUUCACAAGUUCAAGGAGGCCUACAGAGAAUUUCAGGGUCAGGCUGCUCAUUUGCCGGAAACCGGUUACUAUGCCAAUGGUGACAUUCAGCCCAUGCCGUCACAUCAGCAUUACCAUGCAGCUGAACACCCAUAUGAUCAAGGGCAUUAUGCUCAUUUUCACAAUCCUGACCAUAUUACUGCUCAUCCUAUGCAUCAUCAUGGUUAUGAUGAACAUUACCAUGGGAACGCUCAUCACGAAGCCCACCAUCAUUUCCGGAACAUUUAUACGGAUCGCCCGUACCACAUGAUUGGCGAUAGGGAGGAAGCGGAGGGUGGGAAUGUUGUAGACAGCAUGGGAUACUAUCACCAUAAUUACCAAAACCACGGUUACCAUGCUGGUUGCCAUAUUGACCAAUCGGAUCAAGGCGUACCUAACUACAAUUCUCAGGCAUUUCAGAGUGUGGACCAAGGUUUCUUUUCACAUAACAAUGAAAAAACUGCAGUGGAAACAACAGUACUGCCAACUCAGACCUCUGUCAAAUCUACCACACAACCCAGCCAAAGUGCGCCAAGUGGCAGAAAAUUACCUCAAGUGACGUAUAGGUUGCAAAAUGUUUCCAACGAUGCACACAAAGAUCAGAACAGGAAUAUUAACACUGUGGCCCAAUCAAAGUCUCGUGAUAAAAGUGUGGAGGGGAAAGACAAAGUGUCAGAAGGGAUUGCAUUAAAAGUGAAGUAUGAUAGAGAUAGUGGGGGUAAACGGGAAAAUGAAAGGUCAGACAGAGAAAGCAGUGAACAGACAGUGGAGACGGAAUUCAUGGAACAAGCUGGCAGUGGGGACAGUCAACAACUGGCACAGCUUCAGAUCCUGUACAAAGCCCGUGGGAGGAAGCUGGAAGAGCUCACCAACGAGAUGGAGGUUCUGAAGGGUGAAUCAGGGAGAGAACUCCGUAUUCUCAAGCACCAGUUGUCCGUUGCAAAGGGGGAAAAGGAGGGAUCCAGCAAAAGUGUGGAUAGUCUGCAAUCCCUGCUGCAAGAGGCCAAGGGAGAUAAUGCCCAGCUUGUGGGACGUGUGCAUGCAUGCGAGUCGCAGAUCGAGGGGCUUAAAAAGGCCAAGGAAGAGCUCAUCAAGAAACUCCAGACUGCAGAGUCCACCAUAGAGACUCUACACCAACACUUGGAAGAAAUGGGCUCCUCCGACACAUUGACCCGGGCGAGACAUGAUCACGACACAGUGGUCUGUGGCUUGCAGAAGAAGUAUGAGACAGAGAUCAAACAUCUGCAGGAACAUGUGGAGAAACUAAAAGACACUGUACAGGAAAAGUCUGAGGAAUGCCGUCUGCUCAAACAGAAGCUUGCAGACAGUAUUCAAGCCUCUGAGUCGGCCCAGAUCACCCGUGCAGAGACUAUAAAUAGACUGACCCAGAGUCUGGAGGAGAGUCAGAAACGAUGUCGCAAUCUUCUAGAGGAUUCCUCAUCGCAGGAAUUGAGUCAGAUGAAGAUCCAUUUUCAACAGGCUUUGGCUGCGAGGACCAUUUCAGACGAGAUGUGCUCAAGUCUUCAGGAGGAAAUUCAAGAUCUCAAAGAGCAGGUACAGAUGCUGGAGUCUGCCUCCAACUUGGGAGUAUCCAUGGCUGCGGGUGUUCAGUCGUCAACAGCAACGGCGUUCCAUGAUCAGAACGACUCCAUGGCAGACUUGGGCAUCAAGAAGACCCUGGACUUUGAUACUCCUCAGGGGACUCCUACCAUUGUCAAACAUCACUCAGUUACUAACCAGUCCAGUGAUGUAGUUAGCAGUCUUAAAUCCGAGUUGGAGAGAUGCUUGGUGAGCAACAAACAAAAGAGAGCGGAAGUCACAGAGCUUAAAGAGGAGCUGAGGAAAUUCAAGAAGGACAUGCUAGAGUACAAGCAGAGAUGUGAGAGAGCAGACUUACUGACUCAGGAACAGAAGCGUCGCAUCACUGACCUGGAGUCAUGCCUCAGCCCUGGCGAGAAGACCAACGCUAUUGAGAAUAGGCUCAAGAAAGACAUCGAGAACUUGAAGAGGGAAAAGAAAAUCCUUCUUGAAGAUGUUGAGGAGCUACAGAGGAGGCUAGACGAGGUAUCCAAGAGUGAAGAAAAACUCACUGAGCUGAACAGAGAACUGAGUAAACAGAUCAGUGACAUGGUGAAAGAAUAUGACCAAGACAAACGACAGGCUGUAGAAAGGGCACAUCGUGCAAGUGAGCAGGUUGCAGAAACGUCUCGCAACAAACUACGACAGGAACUCACUAUAGAGUUUGACAGCGAGCGUUCAAAUAUCAUCGCCAAGUAUGAGAAAGAAUGCAGUAAUCUUAGAGAGGAGAUGAAGUCAGCCCAGGAUGAGAUAGACAGGGUGAAGGACGAGUACUGUAAGCUUUGUGCAGACACAGACCAGCUGAAAUGUGACCUGGAGAAACAGUUCCAGGAACAGCUUAGAGAAUCUCUGAAUCAGGUCAAAGAAGAAAUGAGCAAAGAAAUGGACCUUGCUAAAUUAAGGACAGAAGAAGAUUGUGAUAAACAAAAAGAGACUGAAAUUCAGAAUCUCAAAGAUGAGUUUGAGCAAAUUAAAGACAAGAUUAGGGAAAAUGUGCAAUCUGAGUGUAGGAAAGAAAAUGAAAAGGCCAUUCAUGAACUAAAUGAAGAACAUGAGAGUAUAAAACAGGAGUUAAGAGAAAAGUUUGAACAUGAGUUGAAGUCAAUGAAAGACAUACUGGAAAUGGAAAGAAGUAACGAUUUAGAAAAGCUGGACAAGGAAAAAUUAAAUGAAAUUGAGAAACUAAAGAAAGUAAUUAUUGAUAAGGAAUUGUAUGUAAGUGAUCUAAAGAAGGAGAUAAAAGAAAAGGAAAUGUUGUUGGCUGAAAAGGAAAAGACUUUGGAAAAAUUGAAGUCAGAAACAGAAAGUAAGAUAGCUGUUAUAGAUGGACUUAAAAAUGAGUAUAAGACAAACUUUGAUGCAUUCAGAGAUGAUUUGUAUGAGAAAAAUGAAAAAAUUGAUCAGUUAAGUAAUGAAAUUGAUGAGAAAGUUAAAAUUAUUGAAAAUCUGAAGGAAGAGAUUCUAAAUUUUGAGAAGCUUAAAGAGGUAUUGAAGUGUAAGAAUGAGGAACUUGAGCGACUGAAAGUGGAUAAAGAUUCUAGUCAAUCUGAAUUAAUGGCAGCAAAAGAAAAGGAAAUAGAAUCACUUCGGACUAAAAUAAGUGAAAUCGUUCUGUCAAAGGAUGAAGAAAUUAGGCAGUUACAAUCUGAAAUUAACAAAAUGAAGAGAGAUAAAGAUUCUUUGAGAUUAAGUGUUGAAAAGAAUGAUGAAGAAAUUAACAAACUUAAGAAUGAGAUUGAAAGAAUUGAGAAAGAAAAGGAUCUUGAGACGGAUCAAUGGAGAAAAGAAGAAAUGGAAAGAGAGGAAGUAGAUUCUCUUCGUAAAGAAAUUGAGAAAAAUAUUCUGAAAGAUACCCAAAUGGAGAACGAAACUCUGAAAAAAGAAGUGAUUAACCUGAAACAUGAACUAGACAGAAUUGAAACUGAAAAACAACAAGAAGUUGACAGAGUAAGCCGGAUUAAACAGGCAGAGAUUGAAAACCUUGAUAAAAGAAGAAACACAGAGUUGGAUAAACUUAGGAAAGAGAAGGAGAAUGCAGUUGAAAGGAUCAAAGCAGAGAAAGAGGAGGUCGAAGCAAUCAAAGUGCAGAUUGAGGAAGAACUUUUAAAACUAAAGAGAGCAAAAGGGUCCUUCAAUCUGGAUGAGGACCUGUCAUCCAAAGUACGGGAAAGGCUCAGCAAAGGCACGGAAGAAGACUUGAACAGAACUAUUGAAACAAAGGUUGCCAUGUCCAAGGUUGUCUGGCUGGAGGAGCACAGGGCCACGCGGCAGGCUGCCAUUGACAAUGCAGUGAGACUGGCGGAGUCAGAGAUGAGAAUGAAGAUGGAGGAGGACCUGGAGAAUAGACUGGAGGCCAGACUGCAGGAAGUGAAGCUCCAGUGGCAGAGGGACAGCAUGUCUCAGCUGGAGGAGGAGAGAAGGAGCUGGGAGAACUUGAAGGAGGAGGAGUUAACCUCCAGACUGGAGACCAAACUGGAGGAGGCAAAGCAGGAGUGGAGAGAUUUUGAACUCGAGACAGAAAAACUCAAGUGGAGCUCUGAAUGGGAGCAACGUCUAUUGGGAGAGAGAGAGUCAUGGAUAAAGAAUGUGCUCGAACCUGCCAAGAGGCAGUUGAAACAGCAGUUUGAGGAAAAACUCAGGAUGGAACAGGAGAAUUGGCGUUGUGUUGAGCUGGAAACAGAGAAGCUGACACUCCUAAGGGAAUAUGAGACACGGUUGUCCCAGGAGAGACAGUCUUGGAUAAGUAAAACUCUGCCUGAAGCCCUGGCAAAAGAAAAGAGCAUAUGGAAAGCAUACAUGGAGGAAUCCUUGAAAAAACAGCAGGAAAAAUGGCAGAACAUUGAACUUCCUAAGGAGAUGGAGAAGGUGAAAGGUCAAUAUCAGAGGUCAUUCGAAGAAAAGCUGCAGGCAGAACAUGAGACAUGGAGAAAUACAGAGUUGCCGAGGGAGAUUGAUAAAGCCAAAGACAAGUGGUUUCAAGAAGUUGAAGGGCGACUACGGGAGGAACGUAACAACUGGAAAAACUGUGAUCUGCCAGAAGAAAUUGAGAAGGAGAGGAGGAAAUGGAUGAAGCUAAUGGAGCAGACCCUGAUGAAGGAGAAGGAAAACUGGAAAACACGGGACAUGCCUGCAGAGGUGGAAAUGGUUAGAAAGAGCCUGGAAUCUGAGAUGGAAACCAGACUGGUUAAGGAACUGGGUCAAGAGAAAGACAAGCUGCAAAAGGAAAGUGAGGCAAAAGUUUUGGAAGCAAUCGAAGAGCACCAAGAGGCUUGUAAGGAGGAACUUACUAUUGCUAUAGAAACUGAAAAAGAAAGACUGCAGAGGAGAUAUUUGUCUGAUUUCGAAGAAAGGCUUGAAGCAGAAAAACAGAAGCUUAAGGAGGAGUUUGAAGCCAAAUUAAAGGCUGGUGUUGACUCAGAGAAGCAGCAGAUUCAGGAAAAGUUUGAUUCUGAUUUGCAGGAAAGGUUCAGCAAAGAGAAAAAGAUAUGGCGAGAAAUGGUAGACCAAGAGCUUAGUGAGAAGUUAAAAAUUGAAAAGGAGAAAUGGAAGAGAAAGUCCGAAUCUGAUUUAAAUAAGAGACUGGAAAGUGAAAAGGACAAGCUGAGAAGUUGGCUGAGAGCAGAUUUUGAGAAAAAGCUGGAUAUUGAAAAGAAUGCUAUAAGAGAACAAUUAGAGGAAGAUUUUGAUGACCACAUGAGAGUUGAGAUGGAGAGACUUAAAGAGAAGUUUGAGCAAGAGGCUAGAGAGGACUUUGAGCAUUUAAAAGCAAAGUUUGAAACCGAGAGGAAUCAAGAGUAUGAGCAGUUAAGAUUACAGUUGGAGCAUGAGACGCAAAUGAACUUGGACAAAGAGAGGGAAUUAAUGCAUUUGAAAAGUGAUCGUGAAUUGAGUCGAAAACUUGAAAAUGAGGAAGAAAAGUGGAAGAUUGACUUUGAAAAGGAAUUGUCAUCAAAGUUGCAGAAAGAGGAGCAGAAAUGGAAAGACAUGAUCGAGAAAGAUAUUGAAACUAGACUUGCUGAAGAAAAAGACAAAUGGAACAAGGACAAAGAAGCUGAGGUCAAAAUGAAAGUUGAAGCUGAGUUGGAAAAGUUUAGGAAGGAUUUUGAAGAAAAGAAAACGGAAGAAAUAAGGAAAAUCACUGAAGAGGUUGAGGAAAGGAUGAGGGCUGAAACUGAAGAAGAUAUUGAGAGAUUUAGGGUGGAGAUUGAACAGGAGUUCCACAUGAGAAUAGAGCAUGAGGUGAACCUGGCUGUAGAAGAGGCGAGAGCUGACUGGAACAGGGAGUACAAGAUGGAGAUGUCCAUCAACACAACCAGCGCAGAGGCAUCUCAGGGGCUUCUCAAAGAGGAGAUAGAGAGGUUGAAGAGCCAGCUGGAGUCAGUGCAGACAGAACUACUGGAUAAGGAAAGUGGCUGGCUGAAGGAGAAAGAGGACAUCAUACUGCAGAAAGAGCUUGAGAGACGUAAAGACCUUGACACUUUGACGGAGCAGACAGAAUCUGAGUACAAGCAGUUCCUUGAUGAACACAAAGACAUGUUAGAUAAAGCACUAAAGAAGGCCAGGGAACAGCAUAACCAAGAUAAGUCUGAGUUGGAGGAGAGGUUCAACACCCAGAUGAAGUUACUGCAGGCCAGGGAGAAGUCUCUACAGGAGCAGCUUAGGAAAGCUCUGGAGGGAUCACAGGGUCAUCAUGAAUCCCUAGCAGAGCUUGAAAAGGAGCAGGUUCAGUGGUUUGAAGAGAGGAACAGACUUCUGCAAGAUAUCUCUGACAGGGACUCACUGCUGGGCAAAGCAGAUGUACACCUCUCAAAAGAGAUUGAUAAAUUGAGAGCUGAGCUACAGACGGCCUAUCAGCAGAGACUGGAAAGGGAGAUAAAUUCGUCCAGGCAGAAGCUGGAGGCAGAGUAUUCAAGGGCAAACAACUCUGAGCAGAAGGAGAAACUGCAGUUGGAGAAGCAGUUGAGUGAGGUGAACUCAGAAGUCGGGAAGUUGAAAGCUGCGUUGACUAAGGAGAAGGAGAAAUCUGCAGAAGAGUUAAAGUUGAUAACAGAGAAGGUUCAGUCCCUAGAGACGCAGGUUGAAGACAAAAACAGGCUGGAAGGUGAACUUAAGAAAGCCAAAGAAUUGCUCAUGGGCUUCAAAGAUGAGCUGACAGAGACCCAGGGGAAGUGUGAGAAGUACAAACAGGAAUGUGAUGAAUUGAACAUAAAAUUGAGCAAAGGCGUUCAGAAUCAGGAGAAACUGCAGGCUGAGCUUCAAAAAGUGAAGGAGGACCGGUCUACGAAUGUGGAGUCCGCACAGAAUCUGGAGACAAGCUAUAGGAAGGAGAUUGCCAGCUGUACACAGAGACUUGAGGAGUUGUCUGCCCGCAAUUCCAAGAUGGAGAAACUACUCAAGGACAUGAAACACAAAUACAGAACGGAAUUAGAAAGCCUUCGCAAAGCACUCGAGGCCGAGAACGAAGUUGCCAUGAAUGCCAUGAAGACAAAAAUGAUUGAACUCCAGAAGAAGCACUUUGCCAUCGUGGAUGAGCUCAAACGUAAACACCUGCUGGAGAAAGAGGCUUUGUUGAAGCAUGGUCAGGCUGCAGGCGUGGGGCGGGGCAUCACACCGACACCCAACGUGCAAGGAGAAGUAGAAGAAAUUGACAAGACAGUGACAGAGCUGAGGUCCCAGUAUCUGGACACGGUUGCAAAGAUCAAAGACGAUGUUUUGCGUCACAUAACACAGACAAACGUGCGGGCGGCAGAAACAGUGAAGAUAGAAAUGGAUCGAGAGAGAAUGACGACGUUUCAACAGAUCAAGGACUUCUAUAGGCAGAAUGUCAGAACCAUCUUGGAGACUGAACUUGUUGGGGCCACACUGGAAAGCAAGCUUUUAGCUGUGGAAGAGGCUCUUGAAAACUUGUCCAGCAAUCCAAGUUCACGCUCAACAACUCCGAAAUCAGAUGAAUUCAUCCUUGACGAACGCCAGUUGAAAUCUCGAUCCCGUUCCACCUCACGGGAUGCAGGAAUUUCGCCAAAAGGUCAAAGGUCAGUGUCGUUCACGAGUGGCACAAAAGGUGAAAGGUCACGGACACCAGUGUUGAAUUCUGGAAAGGACAUAAGUGUGAGUUCUAGCAUAUAUGAGGACCCUUUCAGCCCCAAGAAUAGAUCUUUCACAAAAUCGCCUCGAGAGAUGAAUAUUACCAUGAGAGGGGAUAGAUACAACGAAAAUCCUGAGCCGUUUGGAAUGCAUGAUAUGAAAAAUGAUCCCCAGAAUGUAAACUCUUUUAAUACAAGGCGUUCAGAGAAUCGACCUACUUCUGCCAAAUCGUCAAGGGAACUGCGAGAAUUUGACACCCGUCUUCCUGAAAAUAGACCGCUCUCUGCGAAAUCUCCCAGAGAGAUGCACAUCUCCCUGAGAAAUAAGAAUACUGAUUUCGAUUUCGAGGAAGGCAGACAAAGAAAUACUAGCGAUGAUAAGAAACGAUCAAGGACUCUUAUCUCCACGCGUGACAUUCAUUCCGGACGGUAUAAUUGCGCCGGAGAUGACAAACAGAAUUUUGAUGAUGAGAAAUCAGCUUUCCGUGACACUGAAAUGGGAAGGGCUAAGAGCACCACACCAUUGUACUCAAGUUUGGCAAGAUCUUCACCUUCAUUGUACCGACCUAUAUCUGUGCCCGACCUCAGUACUGAAGACAAAGAGCUGAAACUAUGGACAGAUAAUAAUAACGACACCUAUAGAUACACACCAUUAAGAGACACUCUUACAAGGGCCGGUACGAACCUGCAUAGAAACAAUAGCAAAUCAGAAUCAGACCUCAGCAUAGCUGAUAAAAACUUUGGACCCCUAAAGCCGGAUUAUGAUUCAAAUUUGGACUUGUCAACAGGAAGCCUUGCGUCUGAUAUGUUCAUGACGCCACGAAAGUCUAGGGACGCGGGUGAAACUCCCACUAGCACACCACGAAAACAUACACACCGUAAACACUACACAAUGCACAGCUUUCCUUCAAGCGACCAGAUAAAGUCUGAACUGCGGAACCGUGAUGCAAAUUCUGGUGGCCAAUCGCAGUACCGGAACCGAGAUGGCGAAGAAUCAAAUUUGACCAAUGAGAGGCGAGCACACUCCACUCAGCCAAUGAACAAUGGCAUUGGCUCAUCAAGCUCCGUGGGAAACGAUGACCCUGGAGUCAACUCCCCAAUGUCUGGCAGAACGUCCCGCAAAAAUCUGCCAUUGAUCCAGUUUAGGCACGGAAAAGUGCAAGGAUUGACGAAGACUCCUGGUCUUAACACAAAGUCCCCUCAUCCGGACGAUGGUAUGGUGAUUCGGGAUACGCCACCAACAAGGGACACAAAUGGGACCCCGGAUAGGUCAUACAGGUCCCUGUCUGUGUCCGCUAAACCCCAUAUGAACUUCUAGUUGUCAAUCCUCUAAAGAGAACAGGGCCUUAUUCAUAGCUCCUUAUGAAAACUUAAGAAAAUUUCUUUAAAACCUGAAUGUCCUGAAGUCUCUGGCUAUAUCAUUGACAUUCAUCUGUUUUUAUGCGUAAAAGGCUUCAUUUUGAACAGGUGAAAGGUCAAUUACGAUUUAUUGACAAUCAUUCUGUAAGCAAAAAACAUAGCAUUUUAUGUAUUUUAUUUCAGCUGAAAUUUUCACUGAAAAAAACUACAUAAAUUAAGAUUUCCAUACGGAGCUUUGACCCUGACCUAUAUUCUGAUAUGUGCUAAAGCUCUCUAGGCUGUAAGGGACGCAAUGAUUUUAUAUAUAUGCAGGUUUGAAUGAAAUUUAUUGUCAUGAUAUACAAAAUGUAAUUUUUUUAGACAUUGUUUUUUUUAAUUUACUAGUUUGAUUCACAGCUAUGCUUUUCCAUGUUUUGUUUUUUUGCUGGAUGAUGGUUUUAACAGUUACGGGUAGUUAAAAUGAGUUAAAUGGUGGAAGUUUUAAUUUGUUCUGUGUAAAGGCUUUUAAAAUUGUUUCAAUAUUGAUUGCAAUUUCACCUAGACUAGUUUAAAUAGAGCAACAACUCUCUCUCUUUUGAAAUUGUUUUCCAUGAUUUACACAAAUAUCUCAUAGUUUUGAUGAAAAUGUAUUUGUCAGACAAGAUCUUCUGCAGUAUGCGUUUUCAGUUAUAAUGUAACAUGCUAUAUUAACUUUGUGGGCAUUUAGUUUUUGUUACCUAUUUUAAGUUAAAGGGAUCUUUUCACGGUUUGGUAAAUUACCUAUUUUAAGUUAAAGGGAUCUUUUCACGGUUUGGUAAAUUGACAAAAUUUAAAAAAGUUGUUUCAGAUUCGCAAAUUUUCGGUUUAGUUAUGAUAUUUGUGAGGAAACAGUAUUACUGAACAUUUGCCAUGGUCUAAUAUAGCCAUUAUAUGCAUCUUUUGACGAUUUAAAAACCUAAAAAUUAUAAAGUGUUGCAACGCGAAACGAUUGAAUAAUUUGGAGAGUUCUGUUGUUGUCGUUAAAAUUUGAAACUACGAAGAUUGCUUAUAUAAGGUAUAAAAUACGCAUCUUAUGUAUGCUUGGCAGGAUAGCUCAGUUGGCUAAUGCGUUUUUACUUCAGGAUUCUGAAGGUCACUGGUUCUAGCCCUGCUGUGGGCUACUUUUUUUUUCCUUUUUUUAAAUUUUAUUUUUGAUUUUUUACUGGAGCUUUUAAAAUUUAAUGUUUACAUUUAUCAAUAUAAAGCAUUUAAUGACAAACUUCAAAACAUGCCAAAAUCUGUGAAAAGGCCCCUUUAAAUGCCUUCAAAGAACAUUGGAAAACAUAAAUGUGUUUUGUUUUUGAAAACUCAACUAGUUACAUGAAUUGAUGAUGUUCAGGGUUAAAAAAAAUCAUCAGGUCAAUACUUGUAUUUAAUUUGCCAUUGUAAUUACAGCAAACCUGGUGUUACUACAGCUACAGUUAAGUCGAAAACUACAAACAGACUUCCAGUUGUCAAGGAAAUGUAAUCAAAGUGUAUGUUUUGUGUCAAUAUUUGUUAGUACCUUUACCAGAAGUAAAUGUAUGUUUGUGUGAUUUACUUGUGUUAUGAUUACAUAAUUAUAACUUUGAUGUCAUAUGCAUUUAGAUAUUUAUGUUGAAAUUUUGCAUUUUCUGACCUUAUUCCAUUCCUUGUAAAUAUAAUUUAAGUUAUUUGUAGGGUAAUUAUUUUUGGAUUUCUGAUGUUGAAACAAAUUAGAAAAUUGUAUAUUAUAAGAUCUGAAAUGUAGGCAUGUACCAAUAAACAUGUUUCAUUGUCAUGUUCGUUAUAGAAGUUGGCAAAAAAGUGAUAUUCAGUGUUUAUUUUAAAGGCCUCUUCAUCUGAGAUAAUCUAUGUAAUAAUUGAAAUGGCAUUGUUAAGCAGAAUUUUGCUCUUUUAUGUUUUUGUUGACAGGUGGAGGUUUUUAUGGAUAGAAAUUUCUAACUCCUGGCAACAUUUUUUACUUGAUAUUUGCUUUAGUUAUUUAGAUCUGAAUUGAAUAUCUGUGUAUAUAUUUGUAUAUAUUCUGCCUUGAAAUGGGGACCAAAACUAAAUUUUGUUGUGAUAUUUUUAACAUCUUCCGUCCAGAUUUGUAUAUAAAAACUGUGUGUAUUUAUGUAGUUGUAGUACUCAUUCAAUCACUGAACAGUGCUUUUCAUCAAUACAAUUAUAUUUUAAAAGAAACCUUUAUUAAUAAUCCAACUGUAUUGAAUCUGAUUUUUUUAAACAAUAAAUUAUGUUUUUGGUAUUGUACUUGCAAAUAUUUUGUUUAAAGCUCCCUUCAUUUUCCAUCACCUUCUGCAUUUAGGUAAUACAGAAAAUAGUUGCCAAAGAUUUUGGAAAAUAGCUCUUGCAUUAUCAAAAAUGUACUAGUAUGAUAAACUAUUACGUUGUGGGUGCAUAACUGAUGUCAAUACUUGGCCCCUUCAUAGCUCCUCUAUUUCGUAAUGCAUUUAAUUACAUAAUGUGCCUAUUGUUAGGCUGAUGUUUGUCGAUUAGCAUUGCUAAUUGAUAUUAGCCCACCCCACCCCUCUUUUGCUCAGUUGUAAAGGGCUGGACUGUAAAUUUGAUAUCCAUGGGUUUGAUUUCUGGCCUAGGCACAAAAUAUAUGAUCAUGAAAACCUGCGUACUACCACUGGUCCUUCACCUCUGAUCCCAGUAUGGCAGUGGUCAGUUAGCUGCAACAGUAUUUGGCCCCAAUGGUGCAAUAAGGUACCAUGUGACAUUUACAGUUGAUGGUGCACGGUACCUUUUUGCAUCAAUGGGGCGAUUUGUCUCUUAUUUCUGUUUAACCAGCUAACCCAGCCAAAUUGUUAGUACGUACAUGUACUGCUAGGUUUAUUGACCAAAGUGAUGUGACUGAAACUUUGUUGAAAACGCAAAUAAAUCCAAUUAAACAAACAAAAUGUUUAUCAACACGCUAACAUUUCAGUAUGCCUCUCCAUAGGAAAUGUUAUGUGUAAACUAUGUUGACACUUGUAACAUAGUCUUGCCCUGAAGUACAAACAAAAAAUAUACUGGUAUUUCAGAUUGCUUGCCAAAUGCACUGGUAUGUUUUGAUCCAAGUUGGCUAAAAUUCAUUAUGGGUAUAUUAGAAUAUGGAUUUUUUUCUGAAGGUAAAGAUUUAUAGUUUUAUUUUCGAAUCUUUAUCUGUCUAGAAUACAGGCAUUUUAGGGCAAAGUGAGGUAGUUAUGAUAGUAUCAAGCGAAAAAGAUAAUUGUUUUCUCUGUCCCAAAAAUCAUGUCAGACGUUUUUUCAUAAACCUGAGUUGGUUUAUUUCGAAGCAUUUGUUUGUUCGCAUAAAAAUUACUGAAGGUAACUUUAUAUU
This is a messenger RNA of Dreissena polymorpha, 13325 nucleotides long. Its product is annotated as golgin subfamily A member 4-like. Gene Ontology annotation, biological process: centriole replication. NCBI's taxonomy places the organism in Eukaryota, Metazoa, Mollusca, Bivalvia, Myida, Dreissenidae. The coding region runs from base 216 to 9959 and encodes 3247 amino acids. The record is from RefSeq and is a predicted model, not a curated record. Gene Ontology annotation, cellular component: centrosome. The transcript has 38 exons.